This is a messenger RNA of Haliotis rubra (blacklip abalone), 504 nucleotides long. RefSeq names its product conodipine-P3-like. NCBI's taxonomy places the organism in Eukaryota, Metazoa, Mollusca, Gastropoda, Lepetellida, Haliotidae. Bases 16 to 429 code for a protein of 137 amino acids. The transcript is spliced from 2 exons. The record is from RefSeq and is a predicted model, not a curated record. Gene Ontology annotation, biological process: phospholipid metabolic process; arachidonate secretion. Gene Ontology annotation, molecular function: A2-type glycerophospholipase activity.
CUUCAGACUUGUACGAUGAAGGCCCUUCUCCCUCUUGUGGCAGUAUUUGCUGCGGUACUCACGGAAGUGACGUCACAGAGCUGUGCUUCUCAUUCAAACGGAUGCAGCAUUCCAUUUAACUUGCCAUAUUUCUUCAAGAACCGCUUCACGCCCAGCUGUGACAAGCACGAUGUUUGUUAUGCGUGUGCUGGCCAUUACGGAAGAACCCAGAACGACUGUGACAGGAUGCUGUACAACGAGGCAAACAGGGUGUGCUCAUCAAUGAGGAAACGUUUCAUCCUCAGCACUCUGACUGCAGCAGAGAAGGAAUUCUGUAAGGCCAUAUCACUGAGCUACUACGCGGCUGUUCAUCAGUUUGGUUCCUCCCACUUUUCAGCAAGCUCGGCCAGUUGGUGUUCCCAGUCCUGGGUUAGGAGUUGCAUGCCCUAACGUUAAUGUGUUUUUUUCAAUACAUCUUCUGGUUGUGUACUCAAAUGCGAAUACUAUGAUGAUUUGGUGUUGUCA